ACAAGCCUUCAUGAUUCUCUGCAACGAUGUGGAGACACUCGCACGAUUCGAGAAGGACGUGAAGCGAACCGACACCGGGUUCCUGGCGAUAGCAACAGAGGCGGAGAACGACAGGGAAAAAACCUCGGAACCUCCAGGAAAGAUCAAGAAAUUAUUGAAGGAAUUCCAAGACAUUCUUCCGGACAAUCUUCCGAAUGAGCUACCGCCAUACCGGACGCAUCAACACGAGAUCGUAGAGGAACCGGGUUCGAAGCCGACCUUCCGAGCACCAUAUCGGCUCAGCCCUAUGGAGCUGACCGACAUGAAAAAACAGACCGAGUAUCUCCUAGCCAAAGGAAUCAUCCAACCAUCCACUUCACCGUACGGUGCCCCAGUACUCUUCACACCGAAACCGGACGGAAGCCUGCGCAUGUGCAUCGACUACCGAGCUCUUAAUAAGCAGAUCAUCAAGAAUAAAUAUCCGAUACCGCGAAUCGAUGACCUGCUUGACCAGCUUCGGGGAGCUACGGUAUUUUCCAAGCUGGAUCUGCGGUCCGGAUACUGGCAGAUACGGAUGGCGGACAACUCUAUCCACAAAACUGCUUUCCGAACUCGGUAUGGAUCGUACGAGUAUUUGGUAGUGCCGUUCGGACUUACCAACGCACCGGCAACGUUCCAAGCCAAAAUGAACCACAUUCUACGACCACUUUUGGACGAGUGCGUGGUGGUGUACAAGGACGACAUACUCAUCUACUCGUGCGACAUAAAGCAGCACGUCGAACACCUGCGACGCGUCUUCGAAAUUCUUCGACGAGAAAGAUUCUACGUCAAACUGUCCCAGAGCGAAUUCGCCCUUGAGAAGGUCCAGUUCCUAGGACACAUGGUGAGCGCUCAAGGAGUUCACGUCGACCCAAAGAAAAUCGAAGCCUAUGCGAAAAUCGCAGCACCACUCACGAAUCUGCUGAAGAAGAACACGCCCUACAAAUGGGAGCCAAAGCACCAGGUAGCCAUGGAGCAGCUGAAGCAAGCACUUACGUCAGCACCAGUACUCAUCUUGCCAGAUCCCGAACGCGACUACGUCAUCGAAGCUGACGCCAGCGACCGGGCAGUGGGAGCAGUCUUGAUGCAAGACCAAGGGAAUGGACUGCAACCAAUCGCCUACCUCAGCAAGAAACUGCACGGGGCAGAACUAAACUACCCGAUACACGACAAAGAGGCCCUUGCCAUCGUCAUUGCCUUCAAAGCGUGGAGAUGUUAUCUCGAAGGACGAAGAACAACCGUCUACACCGACCACUGCAGCCUGAAAUAUUUGAAGACACAACCCCACCUUUCCAGGCGGCAGGUCCGGUGGAUCGACUUCCUCGAGACACACUUCCACUACGACAUCGUGUACAAGCCCGGCCACAAAAACAAAGCAGACGCUCUCAGCCGACCUGCACACUUACUACUCGAAGAAUACCACGACGUCCUCUACGCCGGACACUUCGGUAGCAACAAGACACUCACCGGUAUCGCCAAACACUACUACUGGCCCCACUUAGCAGAAGAUGUCCAGAAAUUCGUCACCUCGUGUGAUACAUGUCAGCGGAUGAAGAGUAGCAAGCAGAAAAAGGCGGGACUACUGCAGCCUCUUCCUGUCCCAGAACAACCAUGGCAAGUGGUUAGCCUGGACUUCAUCACCGCGUUACCACCUACCUCCAGCGGUCAUGACGCCAUCCUUGUCGUCGUCGACAAAUUCUCCAAAAUGGGACACUUCAUCCCGACACACACGACAGCACGCACCGAAGAAACAGCACAACUCUUCGUUCGAUACAUCAUCUCACAGCAUGGCAUUCCAACCACACUCAUCACCGACCGAGACCCUAAGUUCACCAGCAAGUUCUGGAAGGAACUUAUGUCUCUCCUCGGGACCAAACUCGCCAUGUCAUCUGCUUACCAUCCGCAGACAGACGGACAGACCGAGCGCCUCAACCAAAUUGUUCAGCAACUCCUCCGAGCAGCCUGCAAGGACGAGAUCUCCAAAUGGGACUUGCACCUGCCCGUACUAGAGUUUGCUUACAACAAUGCUACACAUGCCGCUACUGGACAGACGCCGUUCUUCCUCUGCUACGGACGCCACCCACACACACCACAAAAACCGACAGCAUCCGCUACAUGGUAAGGACUGGUGACUUCAUGACUUGGUA
Messenger RNA from Closterium sp. NIES-67, 2165 nucleotides. Lineage: Eukaryota; Viridiplantae; Streptophyta; Zygnematophyceae; Desmidiales; Closteriaceae. The record is from the annotation of a GenBank genome assembly.